AUGGAUCAAAAUGUCAAACUGGUUCCUGAACAUGGGGAGCCAUUUAAAGAUCCUGCUAGAUAUAGAAGAUUGAUCGGUAAGCUUAAUUAUCUCAUUAUCACUCGACCAAAUAUUUUCCUUGCUGUAAGUGUGGUUAGUCAAUCUCUUCAAAAUCCAUACAAUAGUCACAGGAAUACGGUCAUUCGCAUUCUUAGGUAUGUCAACGGAGUUUCAGGACAAGGACUAUUUUAUGAGGAUAAUGAUCACUCACAAAUUGUUGGCUAUUUUGAUGUAGAUUGGGCAAGUUCCCCUUCAGAUAGACGAUCUACUUCAGGAUAUUGUAUUGUGAUUGGAGGGAAUCUUAUAUCCUGGAAAAGUAAAAAACAGAGUGUGGUUGCAAGAUCAAGUGUAGAAGCAGAAUAUCGAGUUAUGGCUUUAGCAACAUGCGAACUCAUUUGA
Molecule: messenger RNA, 438 nt
Organism: Manihot esculenta (cassava)
Lineage: Eukaryota; Viridiplantae; Streptophyta; Magnoliopsida; Malpighiales; Euphorbiaceae
Exons: 1
Coding region: 1-438 (145 amino acids)
Source: RefSeq, a predicted model, not a curated record